Molecule: messenger RNA, 2381 nt
Organism: Exophiala viscosa
Lineage: Eukaryota; Fungi; Ascomycota; Eurotiomycetes; Chaetothyriales; Herpotrichiellaceae
Exons: 3
Coding region: 466-2226 (586 amino acids)
Source: RefSeq, a predicted model, not a curated record
AUCUGUGGAGCAAGACGGUACUUUCUGUUUUGGGCCAUGGACAAUGUGGAGGAAUCCCUCUUUUUCCCUCCCGAUCACCAGCCCUUCAACGCCCUUCCCCUCAAUUGCACCCACUUCCGAAGUCCAUUGACGCCCUCUGUGGCCAACCCCCGGAUGAGUCCACCUAACUGGACAUGCAGCCUUUGUCAAUUCCUAGGCUAAAAUCCCAUAGCCGAGAAAGGUUGUGGUGCAGCUGGCAGGCAGGCCUUGUGACCGCCAGAAUGUCCAGGGUUUUUAAGCGACGACCGGAUCUUCUCUCUACUACGUUAGCCGUCCCACGAACACGACGCACUGCCGUGACAAGCACUUCAUGCGUUAGACGCCGGCCUUUCACACAAUCCUACACACACGACGGACCUUUCGCCUCUCCGCCUCCCCGACAUAUCACUCCAGGCUUGCUGAGAUUAUGUCUACAACGGACAGGACAUGCACAAGGCGAAAGCCGUAACGAAUCGGCCGGAUGAUCGUGCUGAUGGUGCAGUGCCGCACCCUGCUGCCAACAAAACCUUCCAAUUUGUAACUGCCUUACCCUCCUCCGAGUCCGAGCGCUCUCAAAACAAAGUCCUCGUCCGGUCCAACGCCUCCAAUUUCCAUUGGCGACGAGUCAAGAAAGACAAGAAACCAGAAUCUCCUCCAGGUCGGCCUGCUCUCAGGCGCCGCUCAACAGGUCAGAGCCAGAGCUCGACGAGACCAUCGCGCAGAGCCCUUGCCCCUUCGAGACCCAAGAAGUCAGAGUCCGGUUCUCCAGAAAGUGAUCGGUCCUCGCCCAAGACCGAGGAUGUGGAGGAGCAAUAUGACCAAGCUAUAGAGUCGCCAACAUACAGCGACGACGUUAUAUCGCUUCCUGAAACCAGCUUGUCGAGCCUGGUGGUAUCAGGACACCAUGAUCCCUUCGAAACAUAUCCUUGCGACUUGCCGAAGGAGUUCGUCAGUCCCGUCCUCGAUCAAAUUACCUCAUUCCUAACUUUGAUGUUUCCGCCCGAACGAGGGCAAACCAUCAGCCCUCUCGCUGGGACUUGGCUUCGCACGACCUUUCGUGACAGGGGUCUCUUCCACGCAUCCCUGUUCUGUCAACUCACGCGGAACCGCGUUUUCUACGCAUCGCCAGCAGAAUCGCGAGAGCAAGUACAAUGCUAUACCGAGACCGUUCGCGGCGUACACCAGAAAUUCGGUGACACGACCAUGAGCUGCGAAGACGAAAACAUCCUGGCCGUCUACGCUCUCUCAUAUCACGGAGAUCUCAGACGUAGUCCUCCCGCCGUCGCCCCAUCUCAAGGGCCCUUAACCACCCUACAACUCCUCCACAUCUACGGCGGACGCCUCGAAACAGUGCCGGUCCAUCUCCAAGGCCUCGCCAAGAUGUUGACUCUACGCGGAGGCUUGUCCAAGAUCCAACUUCCCGGCCUGGCCCAAGCCAUCUCCUUUGGCGACAUAGUCCUCGCCUGUCAAACCCUCGCCAAGCCCAUGGUUCCAUAUGUGCCCAUGCACGACAACGUAGUCGGCUACUUGAACGCAGCAUCGAGAAAGACACACCCACUAGUCGGAUUGGGCAAAGGAUUCCGCGUCCUCCCGGAGAUGCUCAACCACGAAGAAAUCUCGAAGUUGUUGGUGGUCCUGAAGUGGAUGAUCCAAUACACCUUCGCGGUAGACGACCACGUGGAGAAUCGACCCGAAGCCCAAGCCCUCCGUGCACUCAUGGACCAGCGCAACUUCGUCCAGCACAAUCUCAUGCAACUCACGCCCGAUGCUUUCGAGAUCGAGGAAGAACAUCCCAUGUCCCGCCUCGCCCGCUUAGGCACGUUGAUUUACAGCAUGCUCGUCGUCUUCCCGCUCCCACCGGUCGCAGCGCCGUUCCACAGAUUGGCACAGGAUGUCAUGGCGCAAUUAGCCCUGCCCACGGUCCAGAGUCGUUGGUCCGAAGCGUCGGAUCUGCUGCUCUGGGUUACUGUCAUGGGUGCUAUCGCAGCUAUCGGCUCGCCUGAUCGCCAGUGGUAUCUUGUUACUUUGGACCGGCUGACGCGCCGGCUCAAUAUCAAUACCUGGGCUAGCAUGAAGGAGCGGAUGAAGCUGUUCUUGUGGUUCGAGUAUACUAAUGACUCUGAUGGGCUGAAACUCUGGAGAGAGAUUGAGGAGUCGAGUUUGGAUAGAGUGCCGAACGCUGCGAAUGCGAACGCCGACCAUGUAUGAUGCAUUCUAUAUGUGUGGACAUAGAUGGUCUCAGGGCGGAUUGUUCUCAUUUCUACCUUUUGUAAGAGAUUGGAAGCGUGCGCUCUUGUUAGCAUCCCAAGGCAGAGAUAUUUAUAUACCUGAACAUCCAAAACACUUGGGAAACUGCCUUUGAC